AUAUACUGCCAUCAGCAACAUUUCAAGAAAUUCUUUCGGAUUCAAAAACUUUGUUUAGUAGUGACUUAUUACCGCGUUGGGUGUUAAAAUAUUCAGUGCUUAUAAAACAUCGUGGUGUGGUUGCUGACAAAGGGUAUAUUGUGAUGGCAAGUGCUUCGAAUUCUGAUUCCUAA
Molecule: messenger RNA, 173 nt
Organism: Acaulospora morrowiae
Lineage: Eukaryota; Fungi; Glomeromycota; Glomeromycetes; Diversisporales; Acaulosporaceae
Source: the annotation of a GenBank genome assembly